GACAUGAGGCUGAGCUGGGUCCUGACAAUACUAUCCAUUUGCCUGAGUGCCCUGGCCACAGCCACAGAGGCAGAAGGCAAACACAAGCUACAGUUUGGAGUGAAGAAACGUGUUGACCACUGUCCCAUCAAGUCUAGAAAGGGAGAUGUCUUACACAUGCACUACACAGGGAAGCUGGAAGAUGGGACAGAGUUUGACAUCAGUCUACCACAGAACCAGCCUUUUGUUUUCUCCCUUGGCACGGGCCAGGUCAUCAAGAGCUGGGACCAGGGCCUGCUGGGGAUGGGUGAAGGGGAAAAGCGAAAGCUGGUGAUUCCAUCUGAGCUGGGGUAUGGAUAUGGAGAGAGGGGAGCUCCCCCAAAGAUCCCAGGUGGAGCAACCCUGGUGUUUGAGGUGGAGCUGCUCAAGACUGAGCGAUGCUCAGAACUGUAG
Messenger RNA from Arvicola amphibius (Eurasian water vole), 432 nucleotides. Its product is annotated as peptidyl-prolyl cis-trans isomerase FKBP2-like. The transcript has a single exon. The coding region runs from base 4 to 432 and encodes 142 amino acids. Gene Ontology annotation, molecular function: peptidyl-prolyl cis-trans isomerase activity. The record is from RefSeq and is a predicted model, not a curated record. Gene Ontology annotation, biological process: protein peptidyl-prolyl isomerization. Lineage: Eukaryota; Metazoa; Chordata; Mammalia; Rodentia; Cricetidae.